Hemiscyllium ocellatum (epaulette shark) is the source of this 5645-nucleotide messenger RNA. Its product is annotated as eomesodermin homolog. Gene Ontology annotation, biological process: positive regulation of DNA-templated transcription; regulation of transcription by RNA polymerase II; mesoderm formation. The coding region runs from base 3 to 2003 and encodes 666 amino acids. The record is from RefSeq and is a predicted model, not a curated record. Gene Ontology annotation, cellular component: nucleus. Gene Ontology annotation, molecular function: RNA polymerase II cis-regulatory region sequence-specific DNA binding; DNA-binding transcription factor activity, RNA polymerase II-specific. Lineage: Eukaryota; Metazoa; Chordata; Chondrichthyes; Orectolobiformes; Hemiscylliidae. The transcript has 6 exons.
GAAUGAUGCAGUUAGCAGAACGAUGUUUCACUUCCAGCGCCAGCCUGCCCAAGCCUUUCUACAGCUUGUCCUCGUCCCCGGAAAGUCACAGCCCGGCGUCCUCGCAGCUCGAGUUCGCGGAGAGCGAGCGGGCGGACAGUCUGCAGGACACCACCGGCGCCAUCCAUAAGAAGUUCGCCGCCGGCUCCGGGAUGCUGACGGACAGCCAGGGCCACAGCUUCAGCCCGGCCAAAGUAGGGGCGCCGGCGGCCGGGGACCGCGCCAAGGGCUCGCCGUCUGGGCCGGCCGACGAAGACUUGGCCGAAGUUCGCUACAGUCUGGACAGCCUGGGGCCCGAACGGUAUUUCCUGUCUCCCGUGGCACCGCAGAACCUGAGUCCCGGCCACCAGCAGCAGCAGCCCCAGCAGCAGCCCCAGCAGCAGGGAGCUCCUAACCCCGGCUCCUUGCUGCCUUACCCCGGGCAACACCCCUCCUCGGCGUUCCCGGUGAACGGGGCCAGCCGCUACCUGAGCCCGCACUCCGUGCUGAGCAACGGCGCCUACAACCCGAUUCUGACCGCGGCCGGUGCCCCGGCGCUCGGCCCCUCGGCUUACCCGGCGUACCCCGGCUCGGGGCGCUCCCAGUACGGACACGGCUACCAGGGCGGCCCGCUCUACCCGCAGUACAGCCCCAGCAUCCCGCACCCCACCCGGGCGCAGGUCUACCUCUGCAAUCGGGCACUUUGGCUGAAAUUUCACCGGCACCAGACCGAGAUGAUCAUCACCAAACAGGGCAGGCGUAUGUUCCCCUUCCUGAGUUUCAAUAUUUCUGCUCUCAACCCAACCGCUCAUUACAAUGUGUUUGUGGAGGUUGUGUUGUCCGAUCCCAAUCACUGGCGAUUUCAAGGCGGAAAAUGGGUGACUUGCGGAAAAGCGGACAGCAACAUUCAAGGUAACAGAUCUUAUGUCCACCCUGAGUCUCCAAACACUGGAGCUCACUGGAUGAGACAAGAGAUUUCCUUUGGGAAACUUAAACUGACUAACAAUAAGGGCGCAACCAACAACAGCACUCAGAUGGUUGUAUUGCAGUCCUUGCACAAAUACCAACCACGCCUUCACAUAGUGGAGGUGAAUGAAGAUGGUGUGGAGGACAUAUCUGAGUCUUCAAAAACACAAACAUUUACUUUCCCCGAAUCACAGUUCAUUGCUGUCACUGCCUACCAGAACACUGAUAUUACCCAGCUCAAGAUAGAUCACAAUCCUUUUGCCAAAGGUUUCAGAGACAACUAUGAUUCUAUGUUCACUACUCCAGAAAAUGACAGAUUGACCCCAUCUCCCACGGAUUCACCCCGAUCCCAUCAGAUCGUGCCUGGGGCACGUUAUGCCAUGCAACCCUUCUUCCAGGAUCAGUUUGCCAACAGUAUACCAUCAGCCCGGUUCUACAAUGGUGAACGUGCAGUGCCCCAAACAAGUGGCAUCCUGUCCCCACAACAAACCGAGGAGUCCAGCAAUCCUCCCCAGAGGUGGUUUGUCACCUCCGUGCAACAGCCUGGCACCAACAGGUUGGACUUUACCUCUUACGAUGCAGAUUAUGCUGCCAAUGCCUUGCUGCCCUAUGGUCUCAAGCCUUUACCCAUUCAGUCAGCUCAUUCUCUGAGCUAUUAUCCUGACCCAACAUUUGGUUGGGGCUCCAGGAGUUCCCAAUACCAGAGAAAGAUAACCUCUGGGCUAACAUGGUCCUCCAGAACGAGUCCACCAGCUUUCCCUGAAGAUCAAGUAUUGUCCUCCGAGGACAAGGCAAGGGAAGAAGCCAACUCACCGUGGAUUGAAACCCCACCAUCCAUUAAAUCCAUGGACUCAGACUCUGGACUCUAUGAAAAUGCCUGCAAAAGAAGAAGGGUUUCGGCUGGCAACUCAAGCAGUGAAAGUUCACCAACAAUUAAAUGUGAGACAAUUACUUCGAAAGAGUAUAACAAGGAUGGUGCAAAAGCGAUGGGCUACUAUACUUUCUACACCAGCCCUUAAGGUAUUCCCGAGAUGUUUGUCUGUAUAUAUCCAAUCCAUUCACCAAAUGUUGAGAUGGUCUUAGGAGUGCCAAAAAGACUGAAGCUUCCUUCCACCUUAAGAACUGACCUUGUACAGUGUAACAGUGCAAUCAAAUUUUUAAGAAGGUGCCAAAGCUAUCUGAUGCUGUAAGCGAUAAGAUGGAGACAUUCUAGCUAAGCCUGGUCUAAUGUGAUGUCCCAUAAUAUAUAGUAUUAACUUUAGGAGGAAUUACUUGGUGGGUGGGGCUUAAAUACCAGAUUGACGUUUACUGUAUGUGGUUUUAUUUAUUUGACAAUACAAAUAUGUACAGUUCCUGUUCUUUAUAGUCUACUGUAGAAUGGGUGCAGUAUGGUGUAAAAGAAAAUGACAGUGUUAGUUCAAUGAAUAAAACCCAGUCCUUUCCAAUUCCAUUAAUAUGUACAGAUGAAGCAAAAACAGCAUUUUCAAGCAUUACAUUUUUCAAAAGCAAUAAAAUAAGAUUGGUUCAGACUGCAAAAUUUCAACUUUCCAAGGGAUACUGUGAGAAGGCAACUCAAGGCUUGAUAGAUGCAUAGCUAAUGCACUUAUAAUUCUGACCAUUUCCCAUCCUCAUUCACAUAACAGAAAUAGAAUAGUGAAAGACCUGUUGGCACCUUAGCUACAAAUUUAUCAGGCUUCUGGUGGUCACUUGACUGUAAUUGUGGACAUUAAAAUCUCACACAUAAUUCAAAUCAUUCUUCAAGUAACACGAUGUGCUUAAAAGUUUCAGCAUAAAGGCACCUCGGCAAAUUCAAACUUUUGCCUUGAACAUUUAUUUUUAGUGCGUGCAAUUAUCCUGUUAUGUACCUGCUGAACGCAGAUUAUUUUACAUCAUGCCAACAGUCUGAAAUGAUCUUGGAAUGUUAUUUGCUACGAGUUUAAAAACAAACAAACCAGGGCUUAAUUAAAAGAUGGCGUCGGUAUGUGGUUUAUUUGCAAAAUAAAAGUACCAGAUUUUCAAGAAUUGGUUAAAAUGCAGCGGUAAUGAAAUCCUUUUACUGGCUUCUUGAAAAAUGGUUAUCUCGCUGAUUAUUUCCAAAUUAUGCAUUCUAAGUAGAAAGAGCAGACAACAAGAAAUAACGAAAUGUUUCUGUAAUAUUUUUGAUUGUUGGAACAAUCAUCGGGGAGAAAUUCCGCAUAAAAAUGUUCUGUAAAUCCGCCCUGUUUUCUGAGGAAGGCUUAAUUCCAACAAACAAGAAAGCAAUCAGGAAAGCAUAAUCUCAUUGACUGGAAAUGGUGCAAAUGUUUCACAAUUGACAACACGUUUAAAUCAUAGCUCACGCAGGGCCGGUCGGGGGAGACUGACGACUUUUGUGUGUGUGUGUGUGUGUUUUAAUCGACACAUCGUCGAAAGCGUUGAGCUGCUGCAUUCCUUUGGUGAAUGAAAUGCACGAUCGUCUAUGCUCUCUCCGCCCGGUUUGACCAGUGCGGAAUCUCUGUCGCUUUGCAAUCUCACCUUCAACGCAGUUACACUUCAAUCGUCAUUCUUGCAGUUGUGGAAAAUUUCUGGUUAUUUUGGUCCUGCCUUGUACCCGGGUCGCACUCUUUGAUUUUUUUUAGUUGGUGGUUUGCGCCCUUCAAAAAACAGUUAAAUCAAAUGUCUCCGGACUGCGUUCCGAAUUGCAACCCCACACGAACAAUGGAAGAAGCCUUAAAAAGCAAAAUAAAAUGCUCGCGGGAAGUGGAGGCUGGUAUCAGUUUUCCCUUAUUCCCGUGUGCAGCGAUAUUGUGUGGUUGACUCAAAAAUUCCAAACUAGGUUCUUGUUCAGCGGAAGGGUGACUGAACCUGAAACGGUAACUCUGAUUUCUCUGCAUAGCUGCUGCCAGACCUGUUGAACUUCUCCAGCAACGUCUGUUUUGGCUUCUUGUGAAUUUAGACAGCGCCUGUCCACUUAUUUUGGGGAUGGGUGUUGGGAGCUUGAUCGCGCUUAUUAAAAAUGCUAUAUAAAUGCAGGGGGAGGGGUGUCUGCAAGCGCCACCUUGUGGCGGCUCGGUAGGCGCGCUCAGAAUAAAGGGAGCGCCUCCAUAUCAAUGCAGUGGUAUGAAUUCUGUAGGGGUUCGGGUCUCACCUUCCCCGGGAGACUCCUGUGCUCCUGUUGAAUUCAAGUGAAAAUCUUGGAAAGGUACAAAAUCGGGGUGAACAUUUCGCACACUUAGCGUCGAGGGUGUGAUGCUGGAAAAGCGCAGCAGGUCAGGCAGCAUCCAAGGAGCUGGAGAAUCGACGUAUCGGGCAUGAGCCCUUCUUCAGGCAGUCGCUGUGCCCGAUGUAUUGCAGAUGGUGUGCUACAUUGGACUGUCCUCACUUUAUUUAACGCCACAGCAGUAAAAGGGUCAAAUCGGAUCAAGGCGUGAAAAUGCCAAUAUCUAAAUGAAGGGCUCAUGCCUGAAACGUCGAAUUUCCUGCUCCUUGGAUGCUGCCUGACCUGCUGCGCUUUUCCAGCAACACAUUUUCAGCUCUGAUCUCCAGCAUCUGCAGACCUCACUUUCUCCUUUAACAAUUAGAGGACAAGAAAUACUUCAAAUUGACGGAAUGUGUGUGACAUCUAAAGUAAACAGCUAAAGUGUUUGUCCUCUGUUCACUUAGGGAUCCACUGGGUUCCCACAUCAACAGGCAGCGUGUGUAUUGACAGGAAAGUAAGAUCACUUCUCUGGUUCACCUUUAGUCCAUCUUCCAUCAGAAACACAGUGGCCCAUCUGCCGACUGUCUUAGGUUGGAAAUUCAAAUUCCCUCCAUCGGCAGCAUUUCCAUCUUUUUAUUGGCGUUGUCAGUCCUGACAUCUAAAACACCCGAAAGAUGCAGCUAAUAUAAACUAAGGUCAAAUCCGUAUUUGCCGACCAUCAGACGCAAAAAAAAAUUGAAAACUAAUUUGAAGAUAUUUCAGUAAACUAUCCAAUCGCUCAGUGGGAGAAUUGCCUCUCAAAGUAAACGGGCAAUCCCACUUUGUACCGCGCAGCGUGGAAAAUCGAUGCGGGAAUAACUAAACAUUUCGGCCUGUAGUUUUGUUUGGAUUUUAACCUUGUUUCUUUCGGUAUGUGUUUUGGGGGCCUCCCCCCCCUCUUUUGGAGUGUCACUCACAAAUGGGAAAACCAACAGGGCGAGACAUUCACACUGAGAACGCGGAUUUGAAACUUUUGAAGGGUAAAAAUGAAGGAGUGCAUGCCGACCUCAUUUCUGAAGGGAUUCCGCAGCUUCGUUUGAACGGAAGCGGGUUACCUAACAUUAAAAUGACGGCGGCUGAGUGCUCGGCACCAAUUUGGCUGUAUCAGACAGGUUCUGAAACGAGCGAGUGUCCAAGGCGUGGAAUGUUUAUUUGGUUCAAUCUCCCCUGCCAGAAAGCAGUGAUUCCGAAAUGUAACACCUCACAAACCUGGUGACAUUUAUGAAUCAGUCAGUUCUGAGAAAUCAGACGACAUUCGAACAAAUAAAAAGAAAAUGAAACUUAAUAUUUGUCUAAUAAAGAUUAUCUUGCAUUUUCGGCUUGUGUGUAGAUGAUACGGACCCAGAAAAAUGCUGUUUGCUGUCAAACUCUGUAAAUGGCCGCAUUAUCUGUAACAGCCCAGUUAAAAGGAUUAACUUUUAACAAUAAAUUAUAUUUGAUUUAA